Paramecium sonneborni is the source of this 2300-nucleotide messenger RNA. The record is from the annotation of a GenBank genome assembly. NCBI's taxonomy places the organism in Eukaryota, Ciliophora, Oligohymenophorea, Peniculida, Parameciidae.
AAAUUAAUGACUGACCAAGAAAAGAGUUGUGAUGUCAAACUAAUCUCUGAUGUUUAAAAAAAUGUUUAAAAACAAAAGACUGGAUUAAAGUAGAUAAAUCUUGAUAAUCUGGUGUACAAUAAGCGAGAGAGAAAGUAAACUGGCACACAAGGUUUAAACUUUACUUAUUCUUAGCACUUUAACCUAUGCCUCUAGUUGUUCAACACAAAAUCACUCAUCAUAAGUAAGGUCGCAAAAAGAAGAAUACUGAAAUACAGACCCCGCCAAGAGAAGAGGUAUAACAAAACUAAGAACCUACUUUAAUCAAAUAAUUACCAAUAUCCUGUGAAUAAUUGGUCUUCGAAUCUGAUAACUCUUCUGAAUUUGAUCCUAAAAUCAAACCUAAGAAAACCAAAAAGUUUAGAAGGACUCAUAAACGUAUAGACUUAGAGGACUCUUCUGAUGAAGCUGAAUACAAAUCUAAGCUUAUUCUUAGAAGAGUUAAUAAGAUCUUUAAAAAGUCUUAUGAAUAAAAAUAAAUCCUAACUUCAGGCAGUGAAUAAGAAAAUUUAGUCAAAGAACUAUUCAAAAACAUAUAUGUCAAGAUAUUUCAAGGUACAAUCUAAAAAUUAUAUAAGAUAUUCCUGUUACUGCUGCUGAAUUAAAAUAACUCACUUAACCUGAAUGUUCAACAGGUUAAGAAUGUGAUGGUAAGUAAUUGGAAGAAGAACCAAAAUAAGAAGAUGAACCUUUAAGAAUUUUAACAGAAGAUGGUACAGAAUUUGAAACUAAACGUAAUUUGAAACUCCUAGGAAUUGAAAAUUAAGAAAUAUUAUCAAAAUUAGGAGAAAUUAAAUCAUACAUUAAUUGUGAUAUAAGAUAUUUUAAUAUUGACUUUCUAGUUGAAAAAGUAGGUGGAUUUGAUGGUAUUCUAUAUUAAUAUAAUUAUAUUUUAGUUGUUUUAAUGGAUCCACCUUGGAGAAUUAAAGGAGGAUAAUAGAAUGAUUCUUCAUUCAUGUUUACCAAUAGUAAAUUUUCUUUAGAUUAUAAUACUAUGAGCAAUCAAGAAAUAAUGGAUAUAAAAAUAGAGAAAUUGAGUAAGAAAGGAUUUCUAUUUCUUUGGAUCCUUAACACUCAACUAAAUAUUGCUUAUGAAAUGGCUAGUAAAUGGGGAUAUGAAAUAGUUGAUCAAAUUAUUUGGGUGAAAUUGAAUCCAUAAGGCAAUAAUGUUUAUCUUUCUACAGGAUAUUACUUUAUGCACUCAUUUGAAAUUUGUCUAGUUGGGUAAUAUAAAUUCAAUUACAUUAGUUAUAAAUGUCCUCCAGGUGAACAUGUUGAAUAUCAUUCAAAAAUAUCUAAUAAUAUCAUAUUUAGUCCUGUUAGAAAUAAAUCUUAGAAACCAAUUGAAUUAUAUGAAAUCAUUGAAUUAAUGAUGCCAGGUGCUAAGAAAGUAGAAAUAUUUGCAAGAAAUAAUAAUCUUAGACAUGGAUGGUUUUCUGUUGGAAAUUAACUUGGAGAAACUUUUUAAAAAUGGUUAGUUUAAAUAAGUUGUAAUGUUUGUAGUAUAUCAUUAUAACCUGGAAUUUGUAGAUACAAAUCUAAAAAAAUUGCUAAUUUUGAUAUCUGUUCAAAUUGUUACAAUAAAAAAAUUAAGUAUAAAUUAUAAAAUCUAAUUUAGUGAUGGAGAAUUAACUGAAAAUGAAAUGUUUUUUUUGGCUAAUAAAGCAGAUGAAGAAGUUUUACAUUAAUAUCAUCAAUGUAAUGGUUGUGAUUAAAAUCCAAUAUGGGGAGCUAGAUUUGAAUGCAUUACUUGUGAUAAUUAUGAUUUCUGUGAAGCUUGUUUUGAUAAUCUAUUAAUUACAGGUGAUCCUAUUCAUAAAGAUCAUGAAUUCAAAGUUAUAGAAUUACCAACAUUUGCUGAAGGUAUACCAUGUCAUGAUGCUAAAUGUAAUGGAUGCUUUUAAAAACCUAUCCUUGGAGUUUAAUUUGUUUGUAAAUAAUGUACAAAUUUUAGUUUAUGUAAAUUAAUUUAAUUAUUUUUUAUAGGUUAAAAUUGUUUCUUUACUAGAACACAAUCAGAAUUAAAUGGACCAAGGCAUAAAGCUGAUCAUCGUUUUGAACCUAUCUAUGAAGUUUAAAACUAUCAGAAAAAAACAUAUAAAUGUUAAGGUUGUGAAUUAGAUAAAUCUGGAAGUGUUUACAAAUGUGAAAAUUGUUUUGGUUUCUAUUUCUGUGAAGAAUGUUAUGCACUUAAAAAAGAUGAUUGGAAAUGUUAUGUAGCUACCAGCCAUAAAAAUUAUCACACAUUUAUCAAGAUAUGA